AUGGAGCUGCCACAAGACAUCGCUAAGGAGUUGGCCGCCAAUGCCAAGGCCAUCGCCUCCCCCGGGAAAGGUAUCCUUGCUGCAGACGAAUCGACAGGCACGAUUCAAAAGCGUUUUGACAGCAUUAAGGUGAAAAACGAAGAGAGCAACCGUGCGGCAUACCGGGAUUUGCUGUUCUCGACGGAGGGUUUGGGUCAGUACAUUUCCGGAUGCAUUUUGUUUGAGGAGACAUUAUAUCAAAAGAAUUCGGCGGGUGUGCCAAUGGUGGAGCUGCUAAAGAAGCAGGGCAUCAUUCCUGGAAUAAAGGUGGACAAGGGGCUGGAGACAAUCCCACGGACGGACGAGGAGAAGGCGACAAUGGGUUUAGAUGGUCUAGCGGAGCGCUGCAAGAAGUACUACGAGGCAGGCGCUCGUUUCGCAAAGUGGAGGGCGGUGCUUUCGAUCAACCAAGCACAGGGAAAACCGUCGGACCGUUCUAUAGCGGAAGUCGCCUACGGCCUCGCGCGCUACGCCGCGAUCUGUCAGCAGAACCGCCUUGUGCCUAUUGUUGAACCCGAGAUUCUCACAGACGGCGCCCAUGACAUUGCAACCUGUGCACGUGUGACAGAGAAAGUCUUGGCAGCUGUGUUCAAGCAGCUCAGCGAUCAAGGGGUGAUGCUGGAGGGCGCACUGCUCAAACCCAACAUGGUGACCCCGGGCGCAGACUGUCCUGUCAAAGCCAAACCAGAGGAAAUUGCCUUCUUCACUGUCCGCGCCCUGGCCCGUACGGUGCCCCCCGCCUUGCCAGGAGUCACCUUUCUUUCGGGGGGGCAGUCGGAAGAAGAAGCUACGAUCAACUUGAACGCAAUGAACCGCAUGGGGCCCCACCCCUGGGCCCUCAGCUUCUCGUACGGACGUGCCCUUCAAGCUUCCACUCUACAGGCUUGGGGAGGAAAGAACGAAAACAAAAGCAAGGCUCAAGAAGUGCUGCUUAAACGCGCAAAAGCAAAUAGCGAAGCGCAACUCGGUACAUACGCAGGAGACGCAGCAGGAACAGGAGCCGGCAAGUCUCUCUAUGAGAAAAACUAUGUAUACUAG
Eimeria maxima is the source of this 1077-nucleotide messenger RNA. RefSeq names its product fructose-1,6-bisphosphate aldolase, putative. Lineage: Eukaryota; Apicomplexa; Conoidasida; Eucoccidiorida; Eimeriidae. The transcript is spliced from 3 exons. Gene Ontology annotation, biological process: fructose 1,6-bisphosphate metabolic process; glycolytic process. The coding region runs from base 1 to 1077 and encodes 358 amino acids. The record is from RefSeq and is a predicted model, not a curated record. Gene Ontology annotation, molecular function: fructose-bisphosphate aldolase activity. Gene Ontology annotation, cellular component: cytosol.